Molecule: messenger RNA, 2445 nt
Organism: Folsomia candida
Lineage: Eukaryota; Metazoa; Arthropoda; Collembola; Entomobryomorpha; Isotomidae
Product: zinc finger protein 423-like
Exons: 5
Coding region: 30-1565 (511 amino acids)
Biological process (GO): regulation of transcription by RNA polymerase II
Cellular component (GO): nucleus
Molecular function (GO): RNA polymerase II transcription regulatory region sequence-specific DNA binding; DNA-binding transcription factor activity, RNA polymerase II-specific
Source: RefSeq, a predicted model, not a curated record
UUUUACAUUGCAAUAAAUGUGAAAUAUGCAUGCACAACAUUUUAUUUAAAAACAUUUUAUAUUGUUUUUCCGGCAAAAUGUUAAAACCAGACGGAUUUUGCAGCUCUCUGAAAAACGGGACGGGGCACAUUUUGCAGGAUUUACUUUCCUCCCGGGUUUUGCUCGACACGUCAAAUUUUAUUCCCCAUACGAAUCACAACUUUCCCCUGAAAUUUGAGAAGAAUAACUCAUCCCCAGAAUUAUUAACAUCGUCCUGUUCGAUCUGCGCCGAAUCGACAAAUCUGCGUCCUCUCGCCGUCCAACAGAUGGAAAUUCUUGCCAAAUUCGUCCUAAAUCAGGAUCAAAUUUCCCUCAUUUUACAAACUGAAGAUCAUCCGGCAAUAUUUUGUUGCAAAUUUUGCACUUCCGCGAUCCACACCUUGGCCAAGUUGUCCAUGCAGAUUGAAAAUAUUACCAUUUCUCUCCGUGCCGUGAUUUCCAGCAGGAACGGACUGUUCAAUAAAGUGGGAAAUGAAUUGGGAAAAAUUUGUGAAUUUCCCCACGGAAUAAUAAAAAGAGAGGUUAGCUCUCCUGCUCCCAACAAUGACGACGACCAAGAAUUAACUGGAUUCGUUGAGGAGGAAGAGGAAUUCUCUGUAAAAAUUGAGCCAACCUACGAGGAAGUCGAUAACAGUGGAGAAGUCGAUAACUGCGGAAAAGAGGUCGAUAACUGCGUAGAAGUCGAUAGUUACGGUGGAGAAGUCGAUAAAUCCUGCGGAGAGGUCGCUGGCUGCGUCAACAUCCCGCCUAAUUCUGCCUCCACGAAGCCAACCGCGUUUGAAGGUGAGGACGACUCGGCUCUUGCAAAUUCCAAUUUUCCAGCUGAAUCAGAAUAUUUGUGCGAAAUAUGUCAACCUAACGUCACAUUUGCCACGCAUGACACUCACCUUGAUCAUAUGAACGAUUUACAUCACGUUACUACGGCUCCCAUUAUUUCCGCCGCAAAAAAGUCGGGAGAAAGAUGCGACCCUCCAAAUCCGAAAACGGUUUCUUGUCUGGAAUGCGACGAGCGUUUCACGACUUUGACGGCCUUACUUCAACACACAAACAGGCGACAUGGCGGAAUUAUGCAGAAUUGCACUCUAUGCCCGGGCGUGUUUAGGCGCGUGGGUGCGCUGCAAAGCCACAUGAAGGAAUGUCACAAUGCCCCAAUGCCGCCCAGACCGCCGAAGCAGAUGCCACGAUUUCCUUGUGACGUGUGCUCAAAGACCUUCCCAAGAAAGUCAUGCAUCCCUGAACACGUGGAGCGGGUCCAUUUCCCGGACAAGACGUCCUGUCCGUACGGAUGCGAAGUCAAGAUUGACUCGGAGGCUGACUGGGUGACGCAUUUGGAGGGGUGUGACUCCCCUAAAACGACUGCAAAUUCAAAAUGCGAUUGCCAAUUUUGCCCGGGCGUUUUUCGCAACACCCUCCUCCGGAUAGACCACCACCUCCGCCAACAUGGCGAAAAAUCGUACUCUUGUUGCGUCUGUAAAGGAAUGUUUUCCCUUCCAAAUCUUCUCCAGAAGCACAACUGUAGAUACUAAAUAAAUAAGAGUAUAAAUAUUAGCUCCAACGUAUGUACAUAAAAUGAAGACUGGAAAACCAUUCGGAAUUGCGUAAUAUUUGGUGAGGGGAUAUCCAUAAAUUAUGUCAUGGUUAAGGGUAAGAGUUUUGCGCGAACAUUUUUGCAACAUUUGGAAACGUGGGUGUAACACGUGACAAGAGGAAAGGAAGGAUCUGAAAAAUAAAUCGUCGUUUUUCCGUCACGUAAUUUCUGGACGUUCCCUGACUUUAAAUAAAUACUGAAAAACCUGUCUUAAUUUCAUAACAUUUACGGUGGGGACGUUCAUAAAUUAUGUCACGACUGAGAUUGGUGGGAGGGUAAACGAUUUGCUUGACAGAGUCCAUUUGCUACACUUAUUAAAAGAAUGGGUGGAGUGAGUGUCUGAAAAAUCAGAGUUUUUUACCUAACGUAUUUCAUGAACGUUCCCUUACUGAAAAGACGAACGGCAAAACAUGGCGUACAUUUGCUUACGUAAAUACUUUGUUGCAAGAUUCAUACAUAGUUACGCUUGGCAACUUUAAGCAGUUAUGUAUAAUUAUGUUUCAGGUACAUCCUUUUUGGAUGGUGUGAUGUUUUAUUCUUAUCGCUUGCACAUUGAAUGCAACGUAUGCAUACAUAAAUGGGAAUACAUACAUUGUUGGAUAAACUUGUCGAGAUAAGCAAAUUAAAAAUCAUUAACAAGUGCAUGCUGCUCGUGUACUCUUUUGUUUUGGAAAUAAAUACGGGGCCGUUCAUAAAUGUUACUAUGUAUAAAUGUGAGCAUUUUUAUGCAUAUGUAUUCAUCUACAUUGUUAGACGAAUUUAACAAAAUAAACGAAUUAAAAUUAAUCGAAUAAAACAAUAAACAAGUUGCAAAAAAG